AUGUCCGGAAUGAUGACCAACAUCAGAGCCAAGGUCAAGCGACGAUUUUCCCACAAAGAUGCUGAACCCGACUUCGAUGACCCAGAUGCCUCCGCAGAUGAGGAGACUCACUCCUAUGUCAGCAAAGAAGUCGAAACCGCUGAGAAAGAAGGUGACAAGUACCCAAUGGGCCGACCAAACAGCUUUCUCAACCGCAUGAUCAGCCAUGGCAACAAGAAAACUGAGGACGAGAUUGCUGGAGAAAUGCGUGCGGCUGAGCAGCGAAACCACGGCGCGGGUAUGGGAGGAGUCGGUAGUGGCACGGGCAUUGGCAGUAGCACUGGCACCGGAAUUGGAUCUGGACUCGGUGCUAGCAGCGGCACUGGACAAACCACCAACACUACCCAGAGAACCGUUCCAACCAGCCGUUAG
This is a messenger RNA of Lithohypha guttulata, 411 nucleotides long. RefSeq lists its product as uncharacterized. NCBI's taxonomy places the organism in Eukaryota, Fungi, Ascomycota, Eurotiomycetes, Chaetothyriales, Trichomeriaceae. Bases 1 to 411 code for a protein of 136 amino acids. The record is from RefSeq and is a predicted model, not a curated record. The transcript has 3 exons.